AUGAUAUUCAAAUGUUGUAGCCAGCGAUCAAAAAGCAGUCAAAAACUUAUGAGCAGAGAGAGUUUAGACAACACAGGCCCGAAGCUGAAAACAAUUGCACGAAAAAACUCAGAAAACCAAAGUGAAACCCAGAACAAAAGCGGAGUUAAAAUAUCAUUUGUAAACGAUAGUAAAUCCUCGGGAAUAAACCAAAAUGAAAAAAGACCCAGAACACCUGCAAUAAUAGGCCAGAACCCCGAUCAAUUUCUGAAAGAUUACGUAUUUCCAAGAUCUGCAACAUUAAAAUAA
Messenger RNA from Blepharisma stoltei, 288 nucleotides. NCBI's taxonomy places the organism in Eukaryota, Ciliophora, Heterotrichea, Heterotrichida, Blepharismidae. The record is from the annotation of a GenBank genome assembly.